Messenger RNA from Melitaea cinxia (Glanville fritillary), 677 nucleotides. RefSeq names its product mitochondrial cardiolipin hydrolase-like. The record is from RefSeq and is a predicted model, not a curated record. Gene Ontology annotation, molecular function: RNA endonuclease activity producing 5'-phosphomonoesters, hydrolytic mechanism. Gene Ontology annotation, cellular component: mitochondrion. Gene Ontology annotation, biological process: piRNA processing. The transcript has a single exon. Lineage: Eukaryota; Metazoa; Arthropoda; Insecta; Lepidoptera; Nymphalidae. Bases 45 to 677 code for a protein of 210 amino acids.
GAUAUGAAGGAUAUUAUUAUCUAAAACUGUGAUAUAAAAGUACAAUGCUUUUCAAUAAAAUUGGCAAGACUAUAUUAGUUAUGUUAUCAAUAGCUUUUGCUUCAAACUUCGCCUACAAGUUUUAUAACAAGAAGAAAAGGAAAGAGGCGCCUGAAAUAAAUGAGGUUAUUAUAUUUACCUAUAGCGAAACAAAUUUAAGACAAAGCAAGUACUCACGUUGCAAGAUAUCGCAUAGUAUGGAACGUUUACUACACUAUUUAAACUCUCCUCGGACUAGUAUAGACAUCUGUAUGUAUGUUAUAACAAAUCAAGACUUGGCAAAUGUUGUUGUAAAAUUGCAUAUUCGUGGUAUAAGAGUUCGUGUAAUAAUGGACGCUGACAUGGCAUUUUCAAAUGGAUCAGUUAUUAAAAAAUUUACUAAAUAUAAAAUUCCAGUCCAUUGGAAGAAAUCUACAAAUUUGAUGCACCAUAAAUUCUGUUUGAUUGACGCUAUGGAUGAUGUUGACGAAAAAUCAAUCCCCCUAGUCAUUGCUGGGUCUUUGAAUUGGACAAAUCAAGCCUUAAACGGAAACUGGGAAGACAUAAUUGUUACUUCACAGAAAGAUCUGAUUAGACAAUAUAAAACUGAAUUUGAAAGAUUGUGGUUGCAGUUUAAAUGUGUAGUUAAUUUGACAUAA